Molecule: messenger RNA, 3223 nt
Organism: Globicephala melas (long-finned pilot whale)
Lineage: Eukaryota; Metazoa; Chordata; Mammalia; Artiodactyla; Delphinidae
Gene: SLC12A8
Product: solute carrier family 12 member 8
Biological process (GO): potassium ion homeostasis; chloride ion homeostasis; potassium ion import across plasma membrane
Cellular component (GO): membrane
Molecular function (GO): potassium:chloride symporter activity
Source: RefSeq, a predicted model, not a curated record
GGCUGGUGGGUGGGCAGUGUGUAGGGUGGUCUCGGGGCGGCUCCUCUCCCCGGGGAGCUCUGUCCUGUAGUCAGGGGGCCGGCUUGGGUCACCUUUGCCCGCCUGCUCAGGUAGACCCCCUCGCCGUCCCCUGGCGCGUCUACACACGGCCACUGGCACACGAGCCUCCCGCCGACCCCAGGGGUUCCUGAGAACUCGAGGGGUCUCCCCACCCAGACUCCCAGGACCCCCAUUUCCGGAGAAUGGCCCAGAUGUCUCAAGUGCAGGAACUCUUCCAUGAGGCAGCCCAGCAGGAGGCUCUGGCCCAGCCCCAGCCCUGGUGGAAGAUCCAGCUGUUCAUAUGGGAACCAGUGCUGUUCGGGACCUGGGAUGGUGUGUUCACGUCCUGCAUGAUCAACAUUUUUGGGGUUGUCCUUUUCUUGAGGACUGGCUGGCUGGUGGGAAACACGGGAGUGCUCGUGGGUGUGUUUCUGGUGUCCUUCGUCGCCCUGGUGGCCCUGGUCACAGUGCUGUCCGGCAUUGGGGUUGGGGAGCACUGCAACGUGGGCACCGGCGGCGUCUACUCCAUGAUCGCGGCGGUCCUCGGCGGGCAGACCGGAGGCGCCAUCGGGCUGCUGUACGUGCUUGGACAGUGUGUUGCAGGUGCCAUGUAUAUCACUGGCUUCGCUGAAUCCAUCUCCGAUCUGCUGAGCCUCAGGAAUCUCUGGGCCGUGCGAGGAAUUUCAGUUGCGGUGCUUCUGGCCUUGCUGGGGAUCAACCUAGCAGGUGUCAAAUGGAUAAUCCGCCUCCAGCUGCUGCUGCUGCUCCUGCUGGCCGUGUCCACGCUGGACUUUGUGGUGGGCUCUUUCACACACCUGGACCCAGAGCAUGGUUUUAUUGGAUAUUCACCAGAACUGCUGCAGAACAACACUCUGCCUGAUUACAGCCCCGGCGAGUCCUUUUUCACCGUCUUUGGGGUGUUCUUCCCAGCAGCUACAGAGAUGGACAAUGAAAACCAGCAUGUUAUAUGGAGUCAUGGCCGGCUUCAACAUGGGGGGCGACCUCAGGGAGCCUGCUGCCAGCAUCCCCCUGGGCUCCCUAGCAGCUGUUGGCAUCUCCUUGUCAUGAUGGCACUGUUGCUUCUAGCCAGGUGGUUUCUGUACAUCGUCUUUGUCCUCCUGCUGGGCACCAUCUGCACCCGAGGGGCCCUUCGCUAUGACUUCCUGAUAGCAGAAAAGGUGUCCCUGGUGGGCUUCCUGUUCCUUUUGGGCUUAUACAUCUCGUCCCUGGCCUCCUGUAUGGGAGGCCUCUACGGAGCACCCCGGAUCCUGCAGUGCAUUGCCCAGGAGAAAGUGAUUCCUGCGCUGGCCUGUCUGGGGCAAGGGAAAGGGCCAAGUAAAACACCCGUAGCUGCCAUCUGCCUGACCAGCUUGGUGACCAUGGCCUUUGUCCUUGUGGGUCAGGUAAACGUCCUGGCCCCCAUCGUCACCAUCAACUUCAUGCUGACAUACAUCGUGGUGGACUACUCUUACUUCUCCCUGUCCAUGGGUGCCUGCAGCCUCCCACAGGUGCCUGAGUCGGUGCCCGGGGAGGGCCUGGGAGCUCUCCACUGCUCUGAGCACCUGCUCCUGGAGAAGACUCCCAGCUGUGGCUCUGAGGGCGUUGCCUGGAACCUCUCUGAGGGCACUCUGCUAGAAUUCACCAAGGACAUGGACCAGCUCCUCCAGCUAACCAGGAAGCUUGCGAGUGGCCAGCCCGGAGGAGGAGAGAGCCACGGGAUCCCAGAGAAUCAGAAGGGGAAGACCAAGAAGGCCACCAAGCGAACCCUCCAAGAGAGCUUCCUCUUAGACCCCAGGUCUCCUGCUUCCUUCCCUCCUGAAGGCUGUGACGGGUGGCCUACUGCCUCCUGGGAGGGGCAGGGGCCCCAUGGGAACAUGCCGCGUUCCAGAAGUGAAGGGGCUCGGCCUGGGGGAGCCUGUGGAGAACAACUCAUCCCUGAGCCCAGUAAUCAGCCCAGGCCGAGCAGAGAAGGCUCGGGACGUGUAGGCUCAACGGCCAUGGCUCACGGGCCCAACCGCUCCACGGCAUGUGGGAUCUUCCCGGACCGGGGCACGAACCCGUGUCCCCUGCAUCGGCAGGCGGACUCUCAACCACUGCGCCACCAGGGAAGCCCUAUAUUUGAUAUUUUUAACAUGCCUAAUGCAUGGUUCUGCUUACCUGUUUGUUUGUUUUGUGACUAAAGCUUGAUAAAGUUGCCUUCCAGUUGUUAUUCUAGUAAUUCUAACACGAGAAGCGGUCUCCUCCCACCACUAGUCUGUAAGACUUAUUUCUUCCAGUAUAAUUCUUGAAAAGAGAAAAAAAAUUCCUUCUGUCAUUUUGGAAGGGUUUUGAAACCAUAGCUGUUCAGAAUUCUGAAUAAUUGUCCGCCUGCAUUGUCUGUCAUACCUAUUCAGAGUCAUUGAGCAUCAUUGACUGAAUUCUCCCUUGCAUUGCUGAUGUGUAAAACUGCACUGUGCUUGCCUGGAAGACACACCCCUUCCUAUGACUCUCCCUGGAGUUCCUCAGAAAACACAUACACAUACACACAACUCCCUUGGGUACAGUGUAAUUGAGUUGGUGCAAGGUCAAGAUCAAGUGUGAAACAGUGACCUUAACAUUUGGCAAACCUCAGAGAGGCAGAAAUCUAAGUUCUUCACCAAUAGUGUUUCUUCUUAAUAAUCAAUGGAGCAGCUGUAUUUCACUAAGCCUGUGAUUGAAAAAAUGAAUCAUGCAUUGCACAUGUUGAAAAUAUACAAUGUAAUCAAAGACAAUCUUAACAGUGUCUUUUCUUUAAAAAAAAGAAGUAAUAGAGCCAUCAAUUCAAAUCAGUCAUGCACCUUGGCAGAGUUCUUUAAAAUUUAUUUUAUUGAAGUAUAGUUGCUUUAUAAUGUAUUAAUUUCUACUGUACAGCAAAGUGAUUCAGUUAUACGUAUAUAUCCAUUCUUUUUCAUAUUCUUUUCUAUUACGGUUUAUCACAGGAUAUUGAAUAUAGUUCCCUGUGCUAUACAGUAGGACCUUGCUGUUUAUCCAUCCUAUAUAUAAUAGUUUGCACCUGCUAAUCCCAAACUCCCAAUCCAUCCCUCCCUCACCCCCCUCCCCCUUGACAACCAUGUCUGUUGUCUAUGUCUGUGAGUCUAUUUCUGUUUUGUAGAUAAGUUCAUUUGUGUCAUAUUUUAGGUUCCACAUAUAAGUGAUAUCAUUUGGU